Molecule: messenger RNA, 1792 nt
Organism: Dicrocoelium dendriticum
Lineage: Eukaryota; Metazoa; Platyhelminthes; Trematoda; Plagiorchiida; Dicrocoeliidae
Source: the annotation of a GenBank genome assembly
AUGCCUCAAGUGGCCGACAACUCAAAAAAGUCAGCCGGUACCUCUAGUAGACGGAGUAAGACGAAAAGCGGUCGUUCGACGGCCUCCACAAAAGCUCCAGUAAUAGAAACUGUUCCGGCUGCCCUGCCAGCUGCUGCCGAUCUGUCUGCCCUAUCUCUGUGUCUGUGCCUGGCAUCGGCAAACAGCUUCAACCCACCAAAACCAUUAUACAGCUUUGCAGCUGAACUAAACCUCAAACUCCGUGAGAAAGAAGAAGCAUCGGAGCAUCCAAAUGAUCAGUUUGGACACAUUCCAUUACCCAUCGUAACACUAUUCAACGGACCAGGUGGUGGGAAUCCCUUUACUGCAGGGAAGUGCAAGUGCAUCCAUGAGUUGUGGAUCAUCCCGAAGCCGGACGUUUCUCCAACAGAAAUUUCUAUCCACCUAUACGAACUGAAAAAUCGGGUUGUCCAAACCCUAAUGAUGAAAUCAAACCUUAAUCCACAAAUUAUCUGUGAUAAUGGGGCAUCUUCAAUACCAAUGGAUCGGCCAGAGCAAGGAGUGGAUCUUGCAAUUGAGUGUCUGGAGGCUUGCCAAAUUCGAACCAAAUUCUUUCUAGGAAUCAACUUAGCUGGUGAAUCCAUGUUCGACGAGAUUAAAGGCAAAUACGAACCGAUCAAAGGAGUUUGGAAAACAGCUGACGAGCUGACUGCAUUCUAUGCUGAGCUAUUAAACAAGUAUCCUGAGAUACGACUCUUAGUGAAUCCCUUUAGGAAACAGGAUAAACAAAGCUGGAGCAUGCUGCAGGAGCGAUUUGGUCCAAGUGUUCUGUUAUCCAUAAGCAGUAUACCGGAAUCAAUUGAGUCUUCUAGUGCUGCGGAGGCAAGUGAGGAAGGAAUCAACGCACCUGAACGCUUGCGUCCUCCGUCCGGUCCGGGAAUCAGGGAGCUGCUCUAUGGGUCACCGAGAAGCAUCUCUAAUAGCCCUUCUGCUGCGAUACAGUCGGUAGCGGCGACAGAACAAAGUACCAAUGAAGUCCAGGCCGAAGAGGAGCCACGGAGUUAUUCCGCAUGGCUAUUCAAUGCGGAACCGAGGUUGGAUUCGUGUCUGGUGACAGAGUUAUGCAGAGCUAUACAGAGGAUGAAAGAAAUAUCGGUACGGACAAUAUUUUCCGUAGUCUGGUCGAAGCCCGAUCUAUGGUCCGUGGAACUGGCCAUUGGCUUCGGUGUCAGCUUCAUCAAGUUCGGUGGGCUAUUUUCUGAUGGAGCAAUGACCCAGCUGUCACACUGGUUAAGCAUAGCCGCUGGUCAAACAUCUCAGUGGCCGCCAAACUAUGAAGAGCGGAUCGAUGUGGAAGGUGCCUUAAAUCAACCAGCGCCUUAUUCAUGGAUGAGUACAUUUGGAGCACCCACGGACACGGAAUCAAUGUAACCGUGGUUCCAGCCUUCAAACAUUUUUCUUAUAAAAAACUUUCAAAUUUGAUAUUGAUGUAACCUCACAUUCAUUAAUAGCAUGAUAAAGUCGCGCAACGUAUUUGGAUGAGUUUGAAACUAACUGGAUUAAUUCACUCUGCAAAAGGUUAGAAGGGAAAUAAACCCAUUGCUAUCAGACGUUACCAAUAUACUUAAUCUAGAGAAACGGGUGCUCACUUAACAGAAGUUUCCAUUGUGUGCACCAGCUAUGAUUAAAUUUACCUGAACUCCUAACCAGUUCUGCCAUAUUCCACAGUAGCAACGAAGUCAAUCUUACAUUUCUCGUAAAUGUUGCGAUUUGAUAGCAGAGUUGCGAUUUUUUCAAAAGGAUUACGAAUGAG